CUCUAGCUUCGCCCAGACGAAUCGCAGUCCCUGCCGGGUUCAGCAGCCCGCGCCCCGGCGUCCGCGGUCGCUCGCCCUCCGCGCUGUGCUGUCGCUACCCGCUGCCCCCUUGCCUCCCACCAUGGCGCUGCUGCACUCCAGCCGCGUCCUCUCCGGCGUCGCCGCCGCCUUCCACCCGGGCCUUGCCGCCGUAGCCUCCGCCAGGGCCAGCUCCUGGUGGACCCAUGUGGAAAUGGGGCCUCCAGAUCCCAUCCUGGGAGUCACUGAAGCCUACAAGAGAGACACCAACAGCAAAAAGAUGAACCUGGGCGUUGGUGCCUACCGCGACGACAACGGAAAGCCCUACGUGCUCCCUAGUGUGAGGAAGGCGGAGGCCCAGAUUGCUGCAAAAAAUGUGGACAAGGAAUACCUGCCCAUCGGGGGCCUGGCUGAAUUUUGUAAGGCAUCUGCAGAACUAGCCCUGGGGGAGAACAACGAGGUGUUGAAAAGUGGCCGGGUAGUAAAUUGGCAAUAA
Molecule: messenger RNA, 514 nt
Organism: Octodon degus (degu)
Lineage: Eukaryota; Metazoa; Chordata; Mammalia; Rodentia; Octodontidae
Gene: Got2
Product: glutamic-oxaloacetic transaminase 2
Exons: 4
Coding region: 122-514 (130 amino acids)
Biological process (GO): biosynthetic process; L-aspartate catabolic process
Cellular component (GO): mitochondrion
Molecular function (GO): L-aspartate:2-oxoglutarate transaminase activity; pyridoxal phosphate binding
Source: RefSeq, a predicted model, not a curated record